GUAGUGCACUAAUCUACCACCAGGGGCCGGCUGCUGUGUGUGUGUGUGUGUGUGUGUGUGUUGCUUAAAACACUUUCCGAUUUGGCUAAAUCUCUAUCGGUGCCAUGGCGGGAGGAAAGGCUGGGAAAGACAGUGGCAAAGCCAAGACUAAGGCAGUGUCCCGGUCUCAGAGAGCUGGUCUUCAGUUCCCUGUAGGCCGUAUCCACAGACACUUAAAAACGCGAACUACAAGCCACGGACGUGUCGGUGCCACCGCUGCAGUGUACAGUGCAGCCAUCCUGGAGUACCUCACUGCCGAGGUGUUGGAGUUGGCUGGUAAUGCCUCAAAGGACUUGAAGGUGAAACGCAUCACUCCCAGGCAUUUGCAGCUGGCCAUUCGUGGUGAUGAAGAGCUGGAUUCGCUUAUAAAAGCCACAAUUGCUGGUGGAGGUGUGAUUCCUCACAUUCACAAGUCUCUGAUUGGAAAGAAGGGCCAACAGAAAACUGCAUAGAAAUCAGUUUAUGGUCAUAACAUUUGUUUUAUUUUGAUCCUUUUGUCUGGUUAUUUUGUAUGCAUAGAUUUAACAGAAAAAAAACAGAGCAUAGUUAAUCCUUUUUCAAUGGGUUAAGGAAGGCACAAGAGUGCAUUCUCAGUGUAUUUCUGCAUGUGACCUACAUCUGUUUUAUACAUAAAGACAUUUCUUAAAUAUUGCGUUUCUGUCAUUUGAUAUCAGUGCUGGCUUUAAUUACCUUCAUACUCCUAUUAAGGAUAAUAAGAAUUAAAUAGUCAUUGUAAUUAUGAUUUUGACUCAUUCUAACAUUUUACAUUGGUUGUGACCUGAUAAAUUUAUUACAUAAAAUGUUUCAGAACUCUAAGCAGCUUUCCACAGAGAUUUCUUUAGUUACUAAAGAAAAACAAUAGCAUAUUAUUAACAUGUUAUAGAAAAUUCAGAUCUGAGAAUUCAGCAGCACUUGUGGUAUAACCCCGUGUAUAUCCUGAGUGUAAGAAAGUAUAUAAUUAACUUUGUACUGCAUGCAAAUUCUAAUGUCUAAUGAACAAAGUGAAAUUCAAAUAAACAGAUAAACAUUUAUUAUACA
Hemibagrus wyckioides is the source of this 1077-nucleotide messenger RNA. RefSeq names its product histone H2A.V. Gene Ontology annotation, molecular function: DNA binding; protein heterodimerization activity; structural constituent of chromatin. Lineage: Eukaryota; Metazoa; Chordata; Actinopteri; Siluriformes; Bagridae. Gene Ontology annotation, cellular component: nucleosome. Bases 105 to 491 code for a protein of 128 amino acids. The transcript is spliced from 5 exons. The record is from RefSeq and is a predicted model, not a curated record.